Molecule: messenger RNA, 2172 nt
Organism: Candida dubliniensis CD36
Lineage: Eukaryota; Fungi; Ascomycota; Pichiomycetes; Serinales; Debaryomycetaceae
Exons: 1
Coding region: 1-2172 (723 amino acids)
Biological process (GO): protein monoubiquitination; protein polyubiquitination
Cellular component (GO): ubiquitin ligase complex
Molecular function (GO): ubiquitin-ubiquitin ligase activity
Source: RefSeq, a predicted model, not a curated record
AUGUCGCCAAAUGAUGAACCACAACCACCAAAUGAGGAUGAGUUGCUCAACAAUAUUUUGCCCUCCUAUCACAUGUUUCAAUCUACAGUAUCGAAGAAUUUAACCCCAACAAAUGAAAACUACUCUAUCGACCCACCAACAUACGAGAUGACCCCAAUUACUUCAGAAACACCUUCGUUGUUAACUUUCAGUAGAAUGCAAAGUCCAGUUGAUGAACGACUAGAAACUGAUAAUUACUUUGCUCAGAGCGAUAAUGACUCCGUCACGUAUAACCAAGAAAGUGAAGAUAUGUGGAAGAACAGCAUCUUAGCCAAUGCCGAUAAAUUACCGAAUUUAACCCAUAGGAAAAACUCAAUGAGCGAAUGUUUGAAAAUUGAUAUUCAAGUAACAGAAAAAGUUUGUCAGAGUGGAAUAAAGCCUAUAUUUAUGGAUCCGUCGAAUCGAGAGUUUAAACAGGGUGAUUAUCUUCAUGGCUAUGUGACUAUUCGCAACACGUCUGAUCAGCUGAUUCCCUUUGAUAUGGUGUAUGUUGUUUUUGAAGGAACAUUUACUACUCUAGACACACUGUCUGGAACCAUAUCCAGUGAAGUUCCAGCGUUAAGAUUUAAGUUUUUGACUAUGUUAGAUCUUUUUGCCUCGUGGUCAUAUGCUAACAUCGAUCGACUUAUUACUGAUAACGGAGACCCCCAUGAUUGGUGUAAUGGAGAAACUGAUCCAUACGACAAUACCCUAUUGUCUAUUGAUGUGAAAAGAUUGUUUCAACCUAAUGUAACGUACAAACGAUUUUUCACAUUCAAAAUUCCAGAUAAGUUAUUGGAUAGCACCUGUGAUCAGUACAAUUUACCAACACAUACCGAAAUACCCCCAACACUAGGUAUUGAUCGAAACAGUUUUCCUCCAUCUUUUCUAUUGGCGAACCAGCAUUUAAUAGUUAAAGACUUGUCUUUUCUGGAUAGUUGCUUGGCUUAUCGUAUUGAUGCCAGAGUUAUCGGGAAGGCAUCGGAUUAUAAGUACAAAGUUGAUAAGGAUCAGUAUGUUGUGUCAAAAGAAGCAUCGUGUCCUAUAAGAGUUAUACCAACCCCUAACUUGGAAAUGGAAUACAAUUUCCAGCAACUCAAACAAGAAGCUGAACUUUAUUACCGAGCUUUUGUGGACUCUGUGAUGGUAAAGAUUGAUUACGGGAAUGAGUUGUUGAACAACAAGGCUGGGAAUACUAGUAGUUCGCGACCCAACUUGAGUCCUAUGAUGAGCAAUGAUAGUGUUAAAUUACGUCAAUUGUACGAUGUUGCCGAUGAUACUUUUAAAAGCAAUCUUAGAAGUGGGAAGAGUAUGCAUGAUGAUGAGGACUUUUAUCAAUGUCUUAUUCCAUUUAAGAAAAAAUCUAUAACAGGGUCAAGCAAAUAUCUUGGAAUCAUUUCCUUGUCGACAAUUAAGGAACAUUAUAAGAUACGGUAUACCCCGCCAACGAGAUUUGGUAAAGCGCCUCCUCCAAGUGAUACUGAACUUGUAAUACCGCUCGAAUUAAAUUAUUUUGCUGAAUCUUCCACUCUAUUGAAAAAUUUGCCAGAAAUUAAAGCUAUUGAUGUUGAACUAGUGGCAUUGUCAAUUAGAUCGAAGAAACACCCAAUUCCAAUAGAGUUUACCACUGAUAUGUUGUUUGCAGAGAAAGAGAUUGAUAUCAAAAAGUCUCAGCCUGCCAAUUUCAAUCUGCUUGUUAUUGCCCGGUUUUCAAAUUACUUGAAUGAAUUUCACAAGCUAAUAAAAGGAGUUGGUAAUGAGGCUUUGAGAUUAGAGACUCGAUUAUACCAAAACGUGAAAUGUUUAGCAUCGUUGAAAACAAAGUAUAUUAAUUUGCCAAUAUCAAAUUUGGUAUUUGAAACGACAUCACAAAAUGGAAUCGGAACCACAACAGAGGUGAAGAGUUUGCAAUGGCAAGAAGAACAGUCCGAGAAGGGGAAAUUGUUUAUCAAAAAAUUUUCAAUUAGAAUGAACUUAAAUAAUUGCAGCCUGAAAAGCAAUGAUCAUUCAAGUAAAGGGUUAGAUAGAAUUACUUUGGUGCCUAGUUUUCAAACAUGUUUUGCCAGUAGAUUAUACUAUAUCAAAAUCACGGUGAGAUUGCAUCAUGGAGAUAGUUUACUUGUUAAUGUUCCUUUGAAUAUUCAUAGAUAUUAG